AUGAGAGUUUGUCAUUCGAUUUAGCUUCGCGGACUUGGCGGACUCGCGGUGUGAGCAGUGAGCUGCUGGCAGUAGUGUGUACAUACAUAGUAAAUAGUGCAUAUAUAGAAUUUAAAAAGUAAAUAAACAACUAUGGAGGUGCAAACGUCGAGUACGCGUCGAAAAAUUUUGAGUCAUUCGAUCUGCAGUAUUUUGACCGAAUGUGGUUUCGAGUCCUGCGAAAAACUAGCCCUGGAAACUUUGACAGAAAUGUUACAAUCCCUGUUGUGCGAAAUUGGCGAAUCAGCGAGGAAUUAUUGUGAACUAUCCGGCAGAACAGAAAUACUCAUAGCAGAUAUUGUGCUAGCUUUGGUAAACAAUGGAAUCAAGUUGGAUAAUAUUCACUCGUACAGUCUCAGGCCAAACAGAUCAGUAUUACCUUCACUUCAACAACAGACGCAAACAAAACAGCUGAACAUUUUACAAGCAGGAGUAAAGCAGAAUCAUCCCCCUCACAUACCUAACCAUUUACCACAGAUGCCUGAUCCUCAUGCUUACAUUAGGACACCCACACACAAACAACCUGUAACAGAGUACGAGGCCAUAAGAGAAAAAGCUGCACAGCAAAAGAGGGAUAUCGAGAGAGCAUUAACAAGGUUUACCGCCAAAACUGGAAAGACUCAUAGUUUAUUCCUUAAAGAUGACAAUAGCAUGUUUCCAUUAAUUGGAUGCACACCUCAAUUCCCUAACUACCUGUCUGCUCUUUUACCACAAGAUCAAAUUUUCGACUCUGAUAGUGAUUUAGAGGCAAGUCCUGUCAAAAAGAAGAAAGAAAAAGAAACUGAAAAUAAAGAUAAAAAUAAAGAAGGAGCAAACACAAAACAAGAAGAUCCAGAACAAAGUGAAGAAUCAAAUACUCAAGCUGAGGUGAUAGAUAAUCCAUAUUUAAGACCUGGCAAAAUGCCAAAAAACAAAACGCCUUCUACAACAAAAGGAGCUGAUAGUGGUGCGUUAAGCUUUUGAUUCAAGUCUAAAUUAGGCAUUUAUAAAUACAUAUAAGUAAGAGGGAAUCACUGUUGCAACUGAAUAUCAUUAGAUGGAUCAAGGUGUCAGGAAAAUGUACAUAAGAACAGUUUUGUUUUAGCAUGAUUACAAAAAUCAUUGGUAGAUUAAAAAUGCUGAGAAUUGUUUUUUUCAACAAUAUUUCCUCUUAGACAUGUAUAUUUUCUUAUCUUGUAAAUCGAUUUAAAAAAUAUCAAACAUUGUAAAUAUUGUACAGUCUUUUUAUAAAAGGGAAAAUGAGAAAGCAGUAAGAAAAUAAGAUGUUUAAUUUAUUAAAACGCUUUAUUACAUUACAAGUAUCUAUAAUGGGUUAUAAUAUAUGCAAUUUUCUUCAUAAACAAUAAAUAUAAAAUCACGUUUAAAAA
Nasonia vitripennis (jewel wasp) is the source of this 1406-nucleotide messenger RNA. It is a transcript of the gene Taf8, whose product is annotated as transcription initiation factor TFIID subunit 8. The coding region runs from base 133 to 1002 and encodes 289 amino acids. The record is from RefSeq and is a predicted model, not a curated record. The transcript is spliced from 5 exons. Gene Ontology annotation, molecular function: protein heterodimerization activity. Gene Ontology annotation, biological process: transcription initiation at RNA polymerase II promoter. Lineage: Eukaryota; Metazoa; Arthropoda; Insecta; Hymenoptera; Pteromalidae. Gene Ontology annotation, cellular component: transcription factor TFIID complex.